Molecule: messenger RNA, 2734 nt
Organism: Oryzias latipes (Japanese medaka)
Lineage: Eukaryota; Metazoa; Chordata; Actinopteri; Beloniformes; Adrianichthyidae
Gene: mier2
Product: mesoderm induction early response 1, family member 2
Biological process (GO): negative regulation of transcription by RNA polymerase II
Cellular component (GO): nucleoplasm
Molecular function (GO): transcription corepressor activity; histone deacetylase binding
Source: RefSeq, a predicted model, not a curated record
GUAACGCUGGAGGGACGAUAAACGGAGCUGUGCAGCAGAGCAGACCUACAACAUCCGGGCAAUAGCAAGCCUGCGCAGAGACGGAAUGGCGGAGGUGAGGAGGAAGCACCUGCACAGGCGCGCAGGAGCUGUGGCCUUGUAGAGACUGCAGCCAUGAAGGCCUCCUGCAGGAGAAGCAGGUCUCCUUCCAGGCCUUAGAGGACUUGGAGCGGCGCCAUCGUUCCAUGAAGAUGACAGCACAAUCCCACCCUGCCGGUGAGCUUCCUCUGGAGGAGCUGCUGGCGUUGUACGGCUACACCGUCUCAGACCCGGAGAAGGAGACGUGUCUGAUGACGGCCAGGAUGCCCGAUGUGACGCGGAAAAAGAACAAGAGGGCUGCAGAAGUCUUCUGUAGGGAGGAGGAAGAUCCUGAUCCGGCCUCUUACGACUGCAGCUCUUCAAACGCCUCAGAGCUGCUUCGCUGCCUCCAAGGCAGAGACAAAGUGGCAUCCAUCCACUCAUCGGACGAAGACUCUGAUGAUGCUUCUGUUCCUUCCAAUGAAGAGCACAAGGAGAUCAUGGUGGGCUCCAUGUAUCAAGCCAAAAUCCCUCCAGUGGCCCCGCACUCUAGCCACGAGAAAGCGUACAGCGGGGAAGACCAGCUGCUGUGGACUCCUGCCGUUCUGCCUGCUGAUGAAGUGGAGGCUUUCCUGCUGAAUGCACAAAGGCUUUGUGACCAACAGGGGGCAGUGUGGACACAAGAAGCCACCAUCAAAGAUAAUGAACAGGCACUGUAUGAACUAGUGAAAUGCAAUUUUAAUGCAGAAGAGGCACUGAGACGGUUGCGCUUCAACGUGAAGGUUUUCACCGAGGAGCUGUGUUCCUGGAGCGAAGAGGAAUGUAGAAACUUUGAGCAGGGUUACCGAGUUUACGGGAAGAACUUCCACCUUAUCCAAGCUAAUAAGGUACGAACUCGCUCCGUGGGCGAGUGUGUGGAGUAUUACUACAUGUGGAAGAAGUCCGAGCGGCAUAUGUACUUCACCCAGCAGGCCACCAGGCUGAGCCGGAAGAAGUUCAGUCUGCAGUCGGGGGGCACUGAGGACGGAGAUCCGGACGGGGAAGCAGGAGACCUUGAUGGAAGCCACACCUCUUCGGGGUUGCUGUCCCACGCCUCUGGUCAGCUGGAGAGUCCGCUUCCUCCACACUCCAACAUGGACCUGAACAAACAGGACGGCGAGCUGGUGAUGAGCCUGUCAGAGCUCUGUGGGGAGGAGUGUCCCCCUCAGCUGUUUGACCGUCCCUUCUCUGAAUUCUUGGCCGACCCGAGGGAUCCCGGCCCGGACGGCUGCUGCGCCUCCGCUCCGGACCAGACUCCGAGUCCUCCGUGGGCCUGCGGGGCCUCAGCCUGCCCCCGUGAGGACCACGGCCUCCAAAACUCCUGCUUCUACCAGCUGCACAUGCAGCAGAGGGCUUUUGCACCCGAGGAGCUCAGCUAUGGUGCAGCGGGCGAUGGGGCUGGCGCCCCCCAUAGGCUGCAGGUGGAAUAUGACCUGCCGUUAGCCCCGCCUUCCUCGCCGGCUGGUUUCUCGUCACACUUUCAGACUUUUGGAAGUGUCCUGUACCCUUUACCUGUCCAGGACUCCCACCCUCUCAUGAAGUAACGGGGAAGAUCUGAGAGGAUGUCUGCGUUUGGAGGACUGGGGUCUGUCCAUCAGAGCCAGACUUGGACCUUCAAAGGUUUUUUUUCAUACAAAUGUCAAAAACUUAGCGGUGAAUGCUGCAGUCCAGCCGCUCUUUGACAGAUGAUUGACUCGGAUCCGGUUUUGGACUCUGCAACCAAAUAUGAUUUUUCAUUUUUAUUUUUUUCUUAUUUUCUGCUGCAGUUCUUUCAGGGGGGUUGUUUGUUUCCAUACAUGUAAAACAUUUAAAUUCUGUUCUUCUUUGGGGAGUUUUGUCUGAGAUUUACAAAACCUCAAAAAUGAUCAAAACUAUUUUUUAAAAGGAGUUCCAUAAGACCAAAAAAAUCCACAUUCAGCUCCGUCUGAAUGAGUCAGACGCCGUCCCGCCUUUAGGGAAGUCGGUUUCUUGUUUGGUGUUUUCUUGCCUCCACCCAUCUGCUGCUCGAAGCUUUCAGACCUGGAAUUCUCCGUUUCUGCUCAUUUGAUGCUGGGAAACAUCCGGAAUGUUCUCGUUGUUCCAGUUUCUCUGCAGUCACAGACUUAAGAAAAGCUACAGAUUCAGAAAACCUCCAAGAGUUCAUGAAGAUUUGGACUUUUUACCGUCAGAUUUGGACAGAUGACGACUGUGAUGAAACCCUUCAGCCUAUCUAUUGACAUUGAAAUGCCUCCAGCUCAAGCAUUUUCACUCAUUUCUGUGAUUUUAUGGUCAUUGAUUCCGUAAUUGUUUCUAUUUGUGAAUCUAUAUACAUUUUUAUGAGGUAAAGAAGGACCCCCCCCCCCCACCCACACACAGAAAACGACUUUUAAGCCCUCCAUGGAUCUCUGCUCUUGUUUAAAACACUCGUCCUGUUGUCUCUCUUUGUGUAAAUCUGUUUCAGAUCAAUUUUCUUCAUGGUCUUUGUUUACAUGUGUGGGGGGGGCAGGAAAGACCACAAAGGCAGGAAAAUGAGCAGCAAUGAUGGCUCUUUAUGCCUUUUUUUAGCAAUAUAUAUAUAUUGUAUGGCUUCCAUUAUGUUUCUUUCUAAUUAUUAUAUUUUGUAAAAUAAAAUAAAUUAAAUACAAAUGUGAAAAUAUUA